Molecule: messenger RNA, 999 nt
Organism: Rosa rugosa (rugosa rose)
Lineage: Eukaryota; Viridiplantae; Streptophyta; Magnoliopsida; Rosales; Rosaceae
Exons: 2
Coding region: 70-903 (277 amino acids)
Source: RefSeq, a predicted model, not a curated record
GACCACCAAAGCUCAUUGGGUUGGCUUCAGUGGAGCGACUUAUCUGAAUGCCACAAACUACUCCAUACUAUGGACUUGGAUGUGGAAAAGAUGGCAUCUAUCUUACUUAACCAACACCAUGAUCAGGGGAAGGAUUCAUACUUCGAGUUCAGUGUUGUACUUCCAGGAAAUAAUAUUCCAAAGUGGUUCAACUUUUGUAAGCAUCCAACUGAUCAUGAGUAUUGCGAGUUUGUUAUUAAACUUCCUCCAAAUUUCAGUGGAAAGAAUUCGAGAUUGGCUUUAUCGGUUGUGUUUGAAAGCACAGAUGAAACACUAACUUAUGAUGAUUAUGAUGAUUAUGAAAAACACGCGUUUCAUGUCCGAGUCUACAUUAAUGGUGAUGAAAUAUUUUGGGUUCACGAGCAUUUACUUAUUCGUCCGGGGUCAAAUCAUGUGUGGUUGCAGUAUGUUUCGUUAUCUGAUAUGAGGCAUUGGGGGAGACAGUGGAAUGAAGAGCAACUUUUGAGCAAGUGUGAAGUGAGAAUUUUUUCUUCUAAACCACUUUCCUUAAAAGCUUGUGGUGUCCAACUAGUAUGCCACCGGAACGAGUAUGACAACAAUGAUCAAAACUUAGCAGAUCUUCAAUUUUACAAGAGAAAUUACGAUGACUUGGAUCAUGAAGUUGUUCAAGUUCCAAGAUCACGUUUUGGUUGGUACCCUCAACAGAGAUUGCGCCUUGGAGCCUUGGGCAUUACACUAGUGGAGAUUGAUCGGGACGAAAAUAAAAAGAUAAUUGGUGAGCAUUUCCUUCAUCGGAUCUUCAAGAAAGUAUCAACUCGAUUGAUCGCUCAUGCCAAGAUACUAAAUUUGUUAUAUGUUUUAGUAUGUCUUAUUUUGAUUUUUUGUUUGUUUGCCAUCAAAUAAUCCCCUCUUGGGAAAUUUCUUGGAAUGUAUGUUUGUGCUUCAAUUUUAACAUCUUGGUACGUAGGUUUAUAAUUUGUAAUAAAUAUACAUGGAUUA